This is a messenger RNA of Symsagittifera roscoffensis, 3115 nucleotides long. RefSeq names its product 5'-3' exonuclease PLD3-like. Gene Ontology annotation, molecular function: catalytic activity. The coding region runs from base 1198 to 2961 and encodes 587 amino acids. NCBI's taxonomy places the organism in Eukaryota, Metazoa, Xenacoelomorpha, Acoela, Convolutidae. The record is from RefSeq and is a predicted model, not a curated record. The transcript has 4 exons.
UUUAAAUUUCAACCGAGGAAAUGAAUGAACUGUUUCACGUUUUUGCCUUUUAAUCAGUACUUUAAUGAUUUAUGAUGAAAAUAUUGGGUCUUCGUAGUGCUUUGAGAGAGGUCGAAUCAAAUGAAUUGCCGCCAUUUGAUCUGUUAGCAGUGAGUUUCGAUCUGUGUUCUAGUAACUUGGUAAUUAUCAUCACUAAGGACCAAUUGUUUGUACGAAAAUUUUCAACAAACCCAAGUCCUUCCAAUAGACCAAAAUUAACCGAUGUUCCAUUCAGCCUAUCAGAUUUUCGAUUACAGGUCGUCUAUCCGACUGUCAAACUGAAUUGUGAUUGGCUAACAAAAUUCGGGCAUAGGGUUCUUCUGACAAGAGGGAAUCUCCCGAAAUGACUUAACAUGGAACUAAUUCGACCACGGUAAAGCUGCUUGCGUUUCAGUUUGACUAACAGUUUUCAAUCAAUUCUGUCAUACGUAAAACAUUAUCCUAAUAGAUUUCAGCUAUUUUGGACCUUAUUUGCAAUUCAAUUGUCUGAAGUAAAUUUUUAAAACAUCACUAAGCAACCGCUUAUAUGAUGAGAGACAGAGCUUAAGACUGUUUUGGUACCGUUUUCACUUGAGUUGAUUUUCUCAAAGAGCUUAUUUACGACUGCAAUGCAACUAUUCUACUUAUUUCCCCAGCAGCUUUAAACGAUCACAAAAACAAAAUUCGUCUAUUGUACUUUUUUUCUACAAAACGGGCAAUUUCCACAAUGUGAUGAGAAUAGCCUGAGACUGAGGAAUACAAUUGAAGUAAAUGAUCCGCUCAAUUUUUGUAGCUAGCCUACCGAACCUUUAUGUGGCUCUGUAGUUGCUAUCCACCAUAAUUGAUGAAUGCCCUUAAUUACCCCCAUUCCCGGUGACUUAAUAUGACAUCUCAUAAAAGCCAACUUCAUAAUCCAAUGGUUCGACAAUUGAUAAUCAGCUUUUCACUAAGAAAAAAUUCGCUUCGAAACUUGACGGAAACUUCAAAACUAUUCAAUACCUUAAAAAUCUUAAACGAACGAGCUUCCCUAAAAUUAGUGGACAAAAAUUAAACUUCCUUCAACCUCUUAAUUUCAAAGCCAUUCUGAAAACAACUUCUUUGACUCGAUAUUUCGUGAGACUAAUAUUUCCUCAAUAUUUCUUUCAUUCAGACAUCCUAACUUCAGACGUGUACCUUUCAAUGGCACGAGAUGGAUUAUUUGAGUCCUAUAUUUACACAUUCAGCCAAUCGACCAUUCUUUACUGUGAUUCCGAUCCCAAGCCAGAAGCAGCUCCAACUUCUAUGAGGAAGACACGCAGCUCCAAUAAUAUCAAUAACGCCGACUUGGUCCGAUUUGCUAUUCACUCGAAUGACAAACUUGACGAACAGAGAAAUAGUUCUAUUAAUCAAACAGCUGACAAAGACUUGUCGCAUCACACCGAUAUUGUUUACAAUCCAAGAAGGCGAGGUCACGAUGCUCAUUUGAGUAGAGCUAUCACUAGUUCAAACAGCUCCAUUACAAGUCAUUACGCGAAUAAAAUCUUUGAAAUUACGUGCAUCAUCGUUAUGAUUUCUUGCUUCGCUAUUCUUAUUCUGUUUGCGUUUUUUGCCGGGAUUAAAGAGGUCAAUUCGAUGAUACACGUUGAAAAAGCGAUAACAGAUAGAGACUUGCAUUCAAACUCAUUCAAAGACGAAGAAUGCUCGAUCGAAAUAGUCGAAUCAAUACCUAAAAUACUUAAGUAUCCUCAAAACGCAGUAAAACACCCUGCAACUUACGAUGCAUGGAAUUCAAUUUUGGGGCUCAUAGACCAGAAAAAUGGCAAAAUAUCUUCAAUUUCAAAUCAAGAUAUCAAAAUAGCUUCGGCAUAUUGGACUCUUAGGUCGUCCGACGUCAAUCCGGUAAAUCAGACCAAGCCGAAUGCAGCCGAGGGCGAAACUAUUUUAGCCGAACUGAAGCGCAUCGCCCAAUCAGGAGGCGCUAAGUUGACAAUUGUGAACAGUUAUCCAGGGAGCAUUUCUCAAGGAAAUGACACUGAUGAGUUAGAAGCUGCAGGCGCAGAGUUGAGACUGUUAAACAUGCCUCAGUUGGUCGGAGCAGGAAUACUACACACUAAACUCCUAGUCAAUAACGCCACCAAGUCUUUGUACAUAGGCAGUGCUAACAUGGACUGGAGAUCUCUCACUUUAGUCAAAGAAAUGGGACUUCAUUUCUCCACCUGUCCGACUCUCACUAAUGACAUGUUGAAAAUAUUUACUUCUUAUUACAUUAUGGCAACACCGACAUCCGCACUUCCGAACAGUUGGCCCAAAGCAUUGGCGACACACAUUAACCAAUCAAACCCGUUGAAUAUCAAUUUACAAGGGAUAUAUAGUCAAGUAUACAUUUCAGUUUCGCCCCCAGAGUUCUUAACUGAAGGUCGCACUGGAGAUCUGGACGCCAUUUUAGACAUAAUGCAAAAAUCGAACAAGUUCAUAUAUAUAGCAGUGAUGGAUUAUGUUCCUGGAUUUUUAUACGAUCCCAGUUUCGAAUACUGGCCGACUAUUAAUAAUGAGAUCUUGAUCCGGUCUAUCAAUCACGACAUUGAAGUGAAAUUACUCGUCAGCAAAUGGCAGAGCACCCGCGACAUCGAAAUAACCUUCUUAAAAUCUUUGGACGAACUGCGCAACAUAUCUAAUGUACAAAUUAAGCUGUUCGAAUUCCCGAAACCGAUAGGACCUUACAUCGAAUACACCUUGGUUAAUCACAACAAGUACAUGGUGACCGAUAACUGUGGGUACAUUGGAACUAAUAACUGGAGCGCAGACUACUUCACCAAUACUGGCGGCAUCGGGAUUAUCGUGAAUCAAACCGAGGCGAUCCAACAGAACCCUUCCAUUUACAAUGACACAAUUCAAGAACAACUGCGUCAAGUGUUUUUACGCGACUGGAACUCCGAUUAUGCUUCGUUUCUUAGCGAUUAUUAACGCGAGAAUACCUCAUUGGCACGACAUCAUGCGCCUACUAUUGAACGCGAUUUAAGUCGCAAAAACUGAAUAUCUAGAUGAGUGGCGGAACUUAUUUCAUAUUAUUUCCUACAAUAUUAACCAACUUCUUGGUAAUUGACAACUUUUCACCUAA